AUGGUGGAAAAAGAAAAGGUAAUCUUUUGCUUGCCAGAAGUUUAUCGAAACGACUUCAUUUUCGAUCAAUUAAUUGGAUUGAUCAAUGAGUCCUGUGAUUGCCAAACAGCAAGUCGAACUCCGACAAUAAAGAUGAGGGAACCCACCAAAACUUAUCAUAGAGCCGAUGUCUUGUGGGGAAAGGCCAACCAAACCCCAUCCAUUGUGGAGGCCGUUCAAUUUCAUGGCAUUAAUAUCACAAAAAAUGAUGCUCUCAUAAAAGAAGUUGCCGAGCUUUACCGAAGUAACAACCUCGAUCAGUUGGUCCACGAUUCAAACUGUGCUGCAAAGCAUUUGCAAGAAGUUGGAUUGAUGGAAAAUGCUACCGCUUUAAUCGAUACAGCCCAGAGUAAAGAAGGCUACAUUGUCAACUUUGUAGUCAAAGAGCCAAAGCCAUUCACGUUUGGAGUCAAGGCGGGAAUGAGUACUCAAGGUGAUGCCGACCUCUCGCUAAACGCUGCAAAACAAAGCUGUUUUGGACGUGGUGAAUCAAUCAACGCUUCCUACUCAAAUACCAUCAAAGGCGAUCAUAGCUUCAACCUGAAUUUCAUCAAGCCAUUUCUUGGUUGGCAAAAAUAUUCGAAUUUCACCAUGUCGUUGUAUCGCUCAAUGGCUCAUCUGCCUUGGAAUCAAUCGAAUUUGGAUGAAAAUGCUGUGAUCCUACAAUAUAACGGGCAACUCUUCAACAAAAAGCUUUUGCAUUCCCUGAAAAUGAAUUCUAUUUGGAGGACUUUGCGAGUUACCGACGAUGCAGCUUUCGCAGUUCGCGAGUUUUCAGGACAUACGAUGAAGUUUUCAUUUGAAAAUUCGGUCGCAUAUGACACGCGUGAUCGGCCAUUGCUGGCAACACGCGGUUUGCUGGGGAGAUGGUCACAAGAAUACGCAGGACCCUUGGGUGAUCAUCAUUUUUUGAAGAAUCAAUUGGAUUUUCAAGCAUCGACGCUCCUUUUCAAAGAUGUGAUCUUGGCUCUUUCACUUCAAGUGAAAUCAGUCAACAGCCUUGGUUCCAAGGAGUUACAUUUGUUGGAACGAGCUUAUUUGGGCGGCAACCAGGACCUACGCGGUUUCGGACUCAAUACAGUUGGGGUCAGAGCGGAUAAUUCUUGCCUCGGAGGAGGAGCGGCUCUCGCGGGAGUGUUUCACCUGUAUAAGCCACUGUUUCCUCCACAAAUGCUUUACGCACACGCAUGGAUUGCCGGAGGUUCGAUAGCAUCGGUUCGAUCCAAAUCUGCAAUCAAGGAUAUGCUUGAAGCUCAACGGAGCACGGCCGGGAUUGGACUUACAUUCGUCUUCAAAAAUAUUUUCCGCCUUGAAUUGAAUUAUGUUCAUCCAAUUCAGACUGUCCCAGGCGAUUCUUUUACCCGUGGGCUUCAUAUAGGUGCUGGUGUGAAUUUUAUC
Messenger RNA from Mesorhabditis belari, 1437 nucleotides. NCBI's taxonomy places the organism in Eukaryota, Metazoa, Nematoda, Chromadorea, Rhabditida, Rhabditidae. The record is from the annotation of a GenBank genome assembly.